AACAAAAUCAAAAUCUUUUGAGAGAGAGAGAGAGAGAAGGGGUUAGAGAGAGAAAGCUCGGCCAUGGCGGCUCUCCUCCCCUCUCCGCAAAUCCCAAACGAAGAGGAAACCUCCUCUUCUCUUGCGACCUCGUCUCUCCUCUCUCGAGAAGAAGUCCUCCGCCGUCGAUCUCAUCGAUCAAAGGCCCUCUACAAGCGCUACAGAUCUCUGUACUGGGUGAUGAUGGAGGAAAUUAGGGCUAAGCAUCGAAAAUACUUAUGGGACAACGGGAGCAGUCCCUUGGAGAAAGAGAAUGGAGAUGACGAUGGACGGGAUAACGAGGGUUUAGGGGAGGCUGGCGACGAAACUAGGGUUAGGGUUCGGAGUAAAUGUGCUUGUGGGGGGUGUAAAAUGAAGGCGAUGCCGUUGACGAGGUUCUGCCAUCAACAUAUUUUGACCGAUCCUGAUCAGACGCUGUAUAAAAGAUGCGUUUUUGUUACCAAGAGAUUUUCUUUUAUCUUGAUGUCUAUGGUUUUCAGUAGUGGGCAAAAUGGGCCAUGUGGCAAGCCAAUUCUUCGAGCAGUAGUGCCCUCUCUCUGUCAUGCACACUCUCAGAGAAUUCAGAAGAACGUCUCACAAUCUUUGAAAAAGUUUGGAGUUAACUUAUGCUCUUCAAGCAGGCCUACAUCCAAAUUUAGUGCUAUUCUCAUUGAAUACAUCCACAAUAUUCAAGCGGAGAGGAGGAAAUCCUUAACUAAAAGAUCAAAAGUUUUGAAUUCCAGUGUUGACAGCAUGAUAGACGAGAAGAAUAAUGUGGAUUGAAAUCUCUUGUACUUAUCAAGAAUUGGCACUUCCAGCUUUUGCAUCUGGAUUUCUAGUCUGUUUGUUGACUCAUUUUGGUCUUUAUGACGGGUGCUUAGCUGAUAGGUAUCCUCCGAGUAAGAAAUGUUAUACCAGGAGCUCAUGAGACUGGCUGUAAUGUGAAGAUUUUAGCAAGUUCAGCUGAUUAUUUGGCUGAGGACUAUUUUUGAAUUAGAGUAACAUCUUCCUCAAUUGCAUGUUCAAAGCCAUGCUUCCUCAGCCUCUAGCAUUAAAGGCUGAAGAGCACGAAGCUCUGUCAAGGUUCAAGGGCAUAUGUUGCCAUUCUCAAGAUCGUCUCUUGAAAUAAUGCUUCGAACAUAACUCGUUUAUGUUUCAUCCUAUUGUUGCUGGUAUUAUCUCUGCAACUACACGACAGAAAGCAGUUAAUGGCCACAGUUGAGAACAUAUACCUGAGCUUAUACAGGGGUGGAACUUUUGUUGUGGCUUAGAUAUGGCAUAAGUCAUAGGUGACAUGGGUCACCAUGAGGUUUAGCAGGACGGGGGCUGGAUGGAAUGUAGGAUAUUUUCCAUGUCUCGCUGUUGUGCAAGUUCUUGCAGGAUGAAGACUAUCAGAAUUGCAGAGUUGGCUUCUUGCAAGUGAUAAUUUUGAUGAGCCCUAUGGUACUGCAAUAUCAAAUUUCAAAAUGUGAAGACUUUUCAUGUUGCAGUUUCUGAGCAGAGGGAAAGUGUUGUUGUAAAUAUGGAGGACAUACCUCCAUCCUAUAGAGGAGGAAGCCCUGA
This is a messenger RNA of Asparagus officinalis (garden asparagus), 1581 nucleotides long. RefSeq names its product INO80 complex subunit D-like. The transcript has 3 exons. The record is from RefSeq and is a predicted model, not a curated record. Gene Ontology annotation, cellular component: NSL complex. The coding region runs from base 64 to 801 and encodes 245 amino acids. NCBI's taxonomy places the organism in Eukaryota, Viridiplantae, Streptophyta, Magnoliopsida, Asparagales, Asparagaceae.